Molecule: messenger RNA, 963 nt
Organism: Gossypium raimondii (Peruvian cotton)
Lineage: Eukaryota; Viridiplantae; Streptophyta; Magnoliopsida; Malvales; Malvaceae
Product: serine/threonine-protein phosphatase 7 long form homolog
Exons: 3
Coding region: 1-963 (320 amino acids)
Biological process (GO): meristem maintenance; meristem development
Source: RefSeq, a predicted model, not a curated record
AUGCCCUACUUGGAGCAAGCUAGAUUCGGGUCAGCAGCAUUGAUCCGGACGUUCGACUUGCAAUACGAUUUAAUAUCUACACUAGUGAAGCGGUGGCGCCCGGAGACUCACAUUUUUUAUUUUUCGUGUGGGGAGUGCACAGUGACUUUAGAGGAUGUUGCACUGCAGCUUGGGCUCCCAAUCGACGGGAGUCCCAUAACGGGAGUAAGUGCAUUUGCUGAGCCGGCUGCACUGUGUUAUAGCCUACUAGGAGACUCGCCCAACGAUGAUGAGUCAAAUUUUUCAGGCUUGAAAUUUACAUGGCUGAAAGGCAAAUUUGGACACUUAUCAGCUAAUGCCACUGAAAGAGAGUUGAUGUGCGCUGCUCGAGCGUACAUCAUGCAUAUUACAGGGGGAGUAAUGAUGCCCGAUUCAAACAACAACAAUGUUCAUAUCAUGUACAUACCUUUAUUAGCUGAUUUGAGUAAUGUUUACUCGUAUAGCUGGGGCUUCGCAGUUCUGGCAGUGUUGUAUCGGGAGCUUUGUCAGACAACAAAGCCUGCCAUCGUAGACAUGGGCGGAUGCCUUACAUUGUUGCAGUCCUGGGCACUUUAUCAGAUGUCAUUCUUGGCAUCAGUUACUCACCAACCAUAUAUAUAUCCACUAGUUAACAGAUGGAGUAUUUAUUCGGGUAUCGAGAGGUCGUACAAUGUCCCGAUAUACUGUCUGAUGAUCGAACAGCAUGCCAGGGAAGGGAUUAUAUGGAUGUCAUAUCGUAGACCGGAAAUUACAGCUAAUAUACUCUCGUCUGCGUAUGUUCAUUCUCAUAUGUGGUGCACUAACGCACCAGUUAUAAAUUUCAAUGUAGUCGAGUGGUACCAUGGGAAUCGAGUGCUACGACAGCUUGGUUACGUACAAUAUAUCCCGGAUCCGCCAUGCAAUGUGGGGGUGGUUCACGGCAUCAACAAAAGAGGAAAACCGUAA